Molecule: messenger RNA, 917 nt
Organism: Biomphalaria glabrata
Lineage: Eukaryota; Metazoa; Mollusca; Gastropoda; Planorbidae
Exons: 7
Coding region: 114-809 (231 amino acids)
Source: RefSeq, a predicted model, not a curated record
UACUAGCUAAUUAGAUGCAAAUUAAGAAAAAAAAUCUGUUCAACAAUUACAAUUUUCAUUGCGUCAGGUUUCAGUCAGUUCAGUGUGUGCAAGACAGGACGUAGACAGACACAAUGUUUUCCAAAGCUCUGAUCAUUGUGCUGGCAGCAGCUUAUGUCAAGUGCCAGUCUCCUGACUCAAUCCAACAAAAUGAUGUCAACGACAUCGCAGACAAAGUGCACCGACUUCGAGGGGACUUGGUCAGAGGCAUGUCCACAGUUGCUUUGAGCAAAGAGCUUUAUUCCAUAGCAACAGCCAUUGACAAAUGGUAUCCAUACUCUCAGGAAUAUAUGAAACAAUUCACUCAAGAUGUUGCUAAAAUUGGUCUCUUGUCUGACCAGGUGAUGAGAUUGGAACAUUUAGUAUUUAUCAUGGAUCUAUUGUGGGAACAGCUCAAUUCUUCCAUCAGUGCCAAUGAUCAUAGUAGGUCAGCCCCAAUAUUGCUCCCACCCCUCAAGGAUACACUCCUGGAGACCUUCAACUUUGUCAGAAUGAUCAUAAACGUAGACCGCGAGCUGAGUCUGUUCAUCUCGGACAAAGGCAAGAUUCUUCUCUACGUGUCCACUUGGGAUAAAAGCGACGGCAGAACUGCCCGCGCUGCCAAGGCAGGCCUCGCCCUCGGCCAAGGAGCAGCUUUUGGCAACGCAGCUGCCCUAGCCGCCAAUCUCGGCCUCGCCAAAGGAUUGGGCUUACUUCAAGCAGCUGGUCUAAACCAAGCUCUGGGUGCCGGCAACCUUGCCCUUGACGCGGCUGCACAGGAUGUUGCAUAAUCACGACUACCAUUACUGAGCAGAUCGAUUACUUUUUAAGACAUCAUAUAUUGUUAAGUGUUGAGUACAAGGUUGAAGAAAUAAAUUAAAUUUACUUUAUAACAACUA